GUCGGCCCAUGGAAGAGAACCCAAUUCCCCCCGGCCCUCUGGCCGCUACCUGAAGAUAUUAACUACACGGGAUAAUCGAUCGCCAAUCACCAUCAUCAAAGAACACAUCAAGGAAGAAAGAAGGAAUCGCAGGCGAGAAAUCAGAAGCAAAAGAUGGGCGCGUUCGUGAAGCUCGUGGAUUUCCUGCUGUUCUUGGUCUUCCUUCUGAUCGCGCUGGCGGCGCCGCUGCUCGACGCGCAGACUUGUCUCCCUCGCUCCUAUUUCCCGGAUGCGCUGAUCAAUUUAAAGGAGUGGUACGGCCAGGAGUACGGCGAUUACCUCGUCUCCGAGAAGCCUCAUUUCUUCGUCGGCACGGUCUGGCUCGAGCUCGUCUUCCAAUGGCCGCUCGCCCUCCUCAACAUCUACGCCAUUCUGUGUGGCAAGCCCUGGUUCAACACCUCUUGCUUGAUCUAUGGUGUUUCCAUCAUUUCCACCAUGGUGCCUCUGCUAUCAGAAAUGAUCAUGUCUGGGAGAGCAUCCGAUAAGCUGCUGAUGCUGUACUCUCCUUUCCUGGGCGUCGGUGUAGUAGCCAUGCUUCGAGGCUUUGUGCCACAAUCUGCGAAGGGUGGCUCCGGAAUCGGGAAGAGACCUGCUUUUGGUAGGAAAAAGAGGGUUUGAGGAAAGAUGUCAUCAACCCAUUUUUGUAGUGUUGCCCUAUUUUUUCCAUGAUUUCACUGACGAUGAGGUUCAACAUUUUCUCUCUUUUCUUUCUUGGACUACUUUGUGAGGAAUGAGUUCUCUAGUUUGACCAUAUGGUAGGAUAAUUUUUUUCGUUCUUAUGAGUUUUGGAGCUUCUUUGGGUUGUUGGUGCAUCAGUUAUCACUUAACCAGAGUUAUUGUUAUCGUUUCUGACGCCCAUCUGUUGCAUCGGUUCAGAGUAGUUCCUACCUUCCUUUUGUCCUCCUUAAUGUAAGUAACAUGGGUUUCUAAAUGGAAAGGAAAGGCUCAAUCUUUUAUCUGGUAAUCGAUCCUGAGAAGUGAGAACAGAAGCACAGAAUAUAUAGGGCAUCAAAUAACAUGAUAAGAGGUAACACAAGAACGAGCGAGAGCAGGACUCGGUAGUGCUGGCAAUUUGUACUCAGAACAGUGAAAACUAAAUUUUUAUGAUUAGAAAUUGGAAGGUAAACUACAGAGAGAGAGAGAGACAGAGAACUAAAACAGGAUUCUCUAGAAACAGCAAAUGAAUCAAAUUAAUCUUCUCCUUCAUCAUGUCUUCUUUGGAAGUCAAUUCCCGAACCUCUAAUCCUCAUCAAUCGCUCAUGGGAACUUUUGCCAAUUGGGGUUAGUCCAGGAGAGGAGACCAUGACUGACUCCCUCGCCUUCUCUUGCAUUAGCAGAACUUACCAUGAACAAGUUAUAAAGGAUCAUGUAAGGU
Linum trigynum is the source of this 1414-nucleotide messenger RNA. NCBI's taxonomy places the organism in Eukaryota, Viridiplantae, Streptophyta, Magnoliopsida, Malpighiales, Linaceae. The record is from the annotation of a GenBank genome assembly.